Molecule: messenger RNA, 1141 nt
Organism: Pantherophis guttatus
Lineage: Eukaryota; Metazoa; Chordata; Lepidosauria; Squamata; Colubridae
Source: RefSeq, a predicted model, not a curated record
AUGAAUACUCUGGCCCAUGCCUUGAAUGCUGCGUAUUCCUCCAUAUCCAAGAGGAGAAGAAAAGAGGGACUCGGGACUCAAAGGCUGCAGCCAUGGCAGUUCCAUCCAUUUCUGAAGAAGAACGAAUUUCGCAAUCUUUCCUACUUGAAACUGUACUUGGACCAAAAUGGGGAUGUGACAGCAGAUUUGAACAUCGUAAGCUUGAUAGUUCAGUCCAGGGAGGAUCCCAUUAUAAAGCAAGUGGGGAGUUUUGAAAGACAGAGACUUAUUAUCAAUCCAGAUGCUCUUUCACAGCUAAGGUUGCUCAAUAAGUCUUUGCCUCGGUCCAAAUGUGUGGAAAAUUGUCAUCCUGGAUUUUUCAAGCAAGCUCGAAAAGGAGAGCCAGUAUGCUGCUAUGACUGUAUUCAUUGUCCAGAAGGGACCAUCUCCACUCAGGAAGAAGACAUCAUUUCUGUCAAAGGCCGGAGAAGAUGCACUCAGAAAUCUCCACUGAAGACCAAAGUGGAAAGAAAUUGGCUCUUGUACCGACAUAACUACCAUGUUUAUGCUUUGAUUAAUACUCUGGCCCAUGCCUUGAAUGCUGCAUAUUCCUCCAUAUCCAAGAGGAGAAGAAAAGAGGGAGAAGAGAGGCUGGGGACUCAAAGGCUGCAGCCAUGGCAGUUCCAUCCAUUUCUGAAGAAGAACGAUUUUUGCAAUCUUUCCCACGUGAAACUGUACUUGGACCAAAAUGGGGAUGUGACAGCAGAUUUGAACCUCGUAAGCUUGAUAGUUCUGUCCAGGGAGGAUCCCGUUAUAAAACAAGUGGGGAGUUUUGAAAGACAGAGACUUAUUAUCAAUCCAGAUGCUCUUUCACAGCUAAGGUUGCUCAAUAAGGUGGGUGAAACAUUGGUGUCUUUUCUCUGUUUUCCAAACCCUUGAGAGACUUUUCAAGUGGCUAAGCCUAUGCACCAAUACAGUGAAAAUUGAAUGUGGGGAAUAGAACCCUUAUAAUUUUCUUAAAAGGCUUGGGACACUUCAGUACAAUUGGCAAGGUAUCUUUCGGAUGCUGUAAUAUAGAACACUGUUUCAAAUUGAUUCAGCCGUGUCCUAUGAGGGUUGCUAGGUGAUAAUGCUUUAAGAUGUAUGGCUAUUGUUUUUUUUU